UCUUUUUGCAUUCAUCCAGAUUCCUACCAAUUCCUCCGUUGUAAAACCAACCAACAUUAUAGUUCCCACGAUAUCAAUAACUGAAAUGCCUUCAGACGAUGAGGCCUUACUUGAAUGGGUCACUGCGACGUAUUCCAAGGUCUGGACGUUCUCAAGUAUAGGAUCUGCCAACGUCAUCAACCUUCAAGUUGGGCAAGAUCCCAAUGCACCCGAGGAGUGUAGGCUGACCCGCAACUACCAGCAGUCGCACAUCACCGCCAGUCAGGUGGAACCUGUACGCAUCGGCUACUGCAGCCCAGACAUCAGUAGGGCCACUCAGGAGGUACACAUCAUCUGGCUCCUAUCCCCAAGCUCCAGCGUCGUCGUCGAACUGAACGAAGUGUCGAGGAAUGCAGCGUCCAAAAGGAGGAUAGUGCUUGUUCUCCAGGCAGACACUCCGUUGGUGUGGAACGUCGUCAGCGACGCCAAUAUCAGGCAUCUGACCAUUGUGAGCGACCACCAGGUCAACACAGAGGGGAUAACAUCAGCUCCUUUUGAAGUCCAAAAAGAGAAUAUUCCAACCAAGGUAGAGAACCUCUACUCUUGGGCCCUGGACAGGUACAGCGCCGUCGUGUCGUACACCGAGGCUGUUCUUGCCAACAAGUUUGAUAUCACAGUCGGAAAAGCAAACAUCUCCAGGCACACCCAUCUCCUGUCCCCUGACCACGCGGGAUCGACUUCCAUCGAUUGGCCCAACGACUCGCCCCACGUGGUCGUAGAGUGUCUGAAGAACAGUAUCCGAGCCCUGGUACCCAUGCAGGUGGCCCAGUACUACAACCUAAGCCCCGAAGACAUCACCUUGGAAGACAGGCAGUGCACAUCCAUGGAGUACAUGACCUUGGGCUUCAUGUUGGAUACACAGCUUAAUGCAUGUGGGACUACAUCGGAGCAGCGGUUGAAUAAGAUGAUAUAUCGUAACAGGGUGUUGUUCUUCAACGGGUCCCCUGAGGGAAGUGGCGCUGGCAUCGAAGGUUCCGGUGUGAACCUCCUCAACGAUGAGUAUGUCGAUGACGAGGACUCCAGCCUGCCGUUCUACGCAUCGUCCAUCGAGUGCGAGUUCCUGCACGGACCCACGAACACCAACAACGACAUGACCAACAACCAUGUGACCCUCCACAUGGAUAUGUACGAGACGCCGCUCUUCCAGAACAAGGUGGUCGACUUCCCGGCGCCGCUCCAGGACCAUUCCAGGUUGUACUUCCAGGUCGGGGUCAGCGGAGGACAGCGGAGACACGAGGUGGUCAUCAACCAAUGCUGGAUCCAGGCGGCAAAUGAGAUCGUUCAUUCCCUUAUUGAUUUCAGCUGCCCCGUUGACCAGACCAUCAUCUUCCAUGAGUUAAACCCCAACUACGUGAGCCUAGAUCCCCAAGAGGAUGGGGACCUGAAGCGCUUCAGUUUCCAGGUUCACUGGACACGGGAGACCUUUGGCCUUCAUACCUUCGUCAGCUGUAAGCUCAGUCUGUGCAGUAAAGACUAUAAUACGGUGGACGAGGAGAAGGGUAUUCCGGUGUGUUCAACACUAGAAGCCCUUCAGCAAGCCUGUUCGGGAAACCCGGGAGUUAGGGUUGGCCAGCAGCUGACCACUGGACCAAGCAAGACGCUGGAGAUUGGUCCUUUACUAGACAGCUCAAUAGAAAUACCUGUAGUGGAUAGUAAUGAUAUAGAUAAUGAAGUAAAUGUAGGAAAUUCAGCAUGUCUAGAAGGAAACAGUGCUGAAACAAUUUCAGGUUUAGGUGCAGGGCCAGCUGCAGCUAUAGCUUUUGCAGCAUUCACCAUCGGCGUACUACUUACAGCAUGCCUGUGGUUCAUCCAUGCACAUACAGGUCCGCGGAGAGAGAUCCCUGGAUCACCUCGUACAUUAAGCUCACCCAGUUCACCUUUGAUGAACGGUCACAUACCAAAUGGACAUUUACCGAACGGGGGGCCUAUGGUGGCCCGACAGCGGCCCCCGCCGGCGCCCGCCCCAAAUGGACCACUUCACAUACCCUUAGCGAACGGUAUGAACCCUAACAUGAUCCCCGCGCGGGGACUUAUCAACGGACCCAUCGGGGAGUCAGUAUGAGAGUGACCAAACAUGAACUGCCGCGUGUGCAGCUUUGGAUCAGUGCUAAAAUUGUUAGUGUGAAAUGGAGCUCUGUGAGAGUGUAUUUCUCCACAUUGUUGAGGAGAGCAUUCGCACCGGAGAGUCGAGUUUGAAUAUAUAUAUAUUCAGUUGAAUCCACCGUGGCAUAGCUGAAAGGAUAAUCAAUGUGAAAGGGGCAUUUUGAAGCGACCGACGCGAAGGAUUCGAUGCUUCUGAGA
Molecule: messenger RNA, 2340 nt
Organism: Lytechinus variegatus (green sea urchin)
Lineage: Eukaryota; Metazoa; Echinodermata; Echinoidea; Temnopleuroida; Toxopneustidae
Product: transforming growth factor beta receptor type 3-like
Exons: 10
Coding region: 86-2101 (671 amino acids)
Source: RefSeq, a predicted model, not a curated record